GCCCCGGGGAUGAUGCCGUAAGUAGUUGAAUGAGCAAAUAGGAGCGUUACGCGCGGUUCAACGUUUCCACGAGCAAAAACACGGCGACAGUUAUCAUCUCUUUCAGUUGGAGGGGAGCCUACGCCCUCAGCCCAGCCCAGCCCAGCCCAGCACCAUGGCCUCGGACACAGGCGUGAGAUCGGAGAUGGACGAGCUGCAGAGGAGGGCCAAUCAGGUGACAGAUGAGUCUCUGGAGAGCACUCGCAACAUGAAGCUGCUUCUGGAGGAGAGUAAAGAUGCUGGGAUCAGGACACUGGUCAUGCUGGACGAACAAGGAGAGCAACUGGACCGUAUUGAUGAGGGCAUGGACCAGAUUAACCAGGACAUGCGGGAGGCCGAGAGAAACCUCACCGACAUGGCCAAGUGUUGUGGCCUGUGCGCCUGGCCCUGUGCUAAACUGAAGGACUUCGAGGCCAGUGGAGCCUAUAAGAAGGUGUGGGGCAACAACCAGGAUGGAGUGGUGUCCAGUCAGCCCUCGUCACGCGUCGUGGAUGACCGGGAGAAAAUGGUCAUGAGUGGGGGUUACAUUCGGAGAGUGACUAACGAUGCUCGAGAGGACGAGAUGGAGGAGAACCUAGCCCAGGUGGGCAGUAUCCUUGGCAACCUGCGAAGUAUGGCUAUAGACAUGGGCAAUGAGAUCGACACACAGAAUGUCCAGAUACAGCGCAUCCAGGAGAAGGCUGAUGUCAAUGAAUCACGCAUUAGUGAAGCCAAUCAGAGAGCACACAAGCUCAUUAAGAAGUGACUGCAUUAAGAGACUCUGUGAAAACACUGUACUAUCAACAUCC
Messenger RNA from Alosa alosa (allis shad), 827 nucleotides. RefSeq names its product SNARE_SNAP25N and SNARE_SNAP23C domain-containing protein. The record is from RefSeq and is a predicted model, not a curated record. The transcript has 8 exons. Bases 155 to 784 code for a protein of 209 amino acids. NCBI's taxonomy places the organism in Eukaryota, Metazoa, Chordata, Actinopteri, Clupeiformes, Clupeidae. Gene Ontology annotation, biological process: synaptic vesicle priming; synaptic vesicle fusion to presynaptic active zone membrane; exocytosis. Gene Ontology annotation, molecular function: voltage-gated potassium channel activity; SNAP receptor activity; syntaxin-1 binding. Gene Ontology annotation, cellular component: plasma membrane; SNARE complex.